UUGGAAGAGGAAAAUAAAGGGAGGUAGAGAUUGUAAAUGUCUCUUCAGAAAUGGAGAGGGACCAAACCAAACCCUAGAUUUCUUUCUUGUGCAGAUAAAAUUACAAUUUUUUUUAUUCGAUUUCGGAUCCAAAAGAGGGAAAGAUACAAACUUUCUUCGUUUCAAAACUGAGGGUUUGCGUGUAUCUAUAUUUGGAUUUCUUUAACUUAGUUGGAAGCAUUCAUUGAUUGUGCGCUUUAGAAUUGCUUUCUGUGUGAUGAUAUAUAUAUUUUCAUACUUACUUCAGAUCCUGCUCAAUCUCCGAUUCUGUUUAUAAGUUUGAGAUCUUGUGAUAGAUUCUGUGAAUUGUAAAGGGUUUUCAAAAGAAGAGCGUGAAAAUGAUGUCUAGAUCGUAUACCAAUCUCUUGGAUCUAGCCUCUGGUAACUUUCCGGUACUGGGUCAACCCCGUGAAAAGAAGCGGUUGCCUCGCGUAAUGACCGUUCCUGGGGACAUUUCUGAGCUUGAUGAUGAUCAGGCCAAUAGCGUGUCCUCUGAUGUACCCUCUUCAGUGGUUCAGGACCGAAUAAUCAUCGUAGCCAAUCAGCUACCGGUGAAAGCCAAGCGCAGACCAGAUAAUAAAGGAUGGAGUUUUAGCUGGGAUGAGGACUCGUUGUUAUUGCAAUUGAAAGAUGGUCUGCCAGAUGAUAUGGAGGUUAUAUACGUUGGUUCCUUGCGGGUUGAAGUUGAUUUGAGCGAACAAGAUGAUGUCUCACAGCUUUUAUUGGAUAGGUUUAAGUGUGUCCCAGCAUUUUUGCCCCCUGAUAUUUUGUCCAAGUUCUAUCAUGGGUUUUGUAAGCAACAUCUGUGGCCUCUUUUUCAUUAUAUGCUUCCCUUUUCAGUUAAUCACGGUGGACGGUUUGAUCGGUCUCUGUGGGAAGCAUAUGUGGCGGCAAAUAAGAUAUUUUCACAAAGAGUGAUUGAGGUUAUAAACCCAGAGGAUGACUAUGUCUGGAUUCAUGACUAUCAUUUGAUGGUCCUGCCCACAUUUUUGAGAAGAAGGUUUAAUAGAUUGAGAAUGGGGUUCUUUCUCCAUAGUCCAUUUCCUUCAUCUGAAAUAUAUAGGACCUUACCCGUAAGGGAAGAGAUCCUUAAGGCUCUAUUGAAUUCAGAUCUUAUUGGCUUUCACACUUUUGAUUAUGCUCGUCAUUUUCUCUCUUGUUGCAGUCGAAUGUUGGGCUUGGAGUAUCAAUCAAAGAGAGGUUAUAUUGGGUUGGAGUAUUAUGGCAGGACCAUUGGAAUAAAGAUCAUGCCAGUGGGAAUUCACAUGGGUCAGAUCGAGUCAGUUUUGAAACUUGCAGAUAAGGAAUGGAGAGUAGGAGAGCUAAAACAGCAGUUUGAAGGAAAAACUGUUUUGCUUGGUGUUGAUGAUAUGGACAUAUUUAAAGGUGUGAAUUUGAAGCUUUUGGCUAUGGAACAGAUGCUGAAGCAGCAUCCAAAGUGGCAGGGGAGGGCAGUUUUAGUACAGAUUGCUAAUCCUGCUAGAGGAAAAGGGAAAGAUCUUGAGGAGAUACAGGCUGAAAUACAGGCAAGCUGCAAGAGAAUUAACGAAACUUUUGGUCAACCUGGAUAUGAACCAGUUGUGUUCAUUGAUAGGCCCAUAUCCCUUAGUGAAAGAGCUGCGUACUAUACGAUUGCAGAGUGUGUUGUAGUGGCAGCUGUGAGGGAUGGGAUGAAUCUUACUCCUUAUGAGUACAUCGUAUGCAGACAGGGCGUCUUUGGGCCAGAGAAUAGUUCUGAAUCCAGUGGACCCAAAAAGAGCAUGCUGGUUGUAUCAGAGUUCAUUGGAUGUUCUCCUUCGCUCAGUGGUGCAAUUCGGGUCAAUCCCUGGAACAUUGAAGCAACUGCAGAGGCAAUGAAUGAGGCAAUUUCAAUGUCUGAUUCUGAGAAGCAAUUGCGCCAUGAGAAACAUUACAGGUAUGUCAGCACACACGAUGUGGCAUACUGGUCACGAAGCUUCUUCCAAGAUAUGGAAAGGUGUUGCAGAGACCAUUUUAGAAGGCAUUGUUGGGGGAUUGGCUUGAGCUUUGGUUUCAGAGUUGUCGCUCUUGAUCCUAAUUUCAGAAAGUUAUCUAUCGAUGCAAUUGUCUCUGCAUAUUUAAGGUCCAAAAACAGGGCUAUAUUGUUGGACUAUGAUGGAACUAUAAUGCCUCAAACAUCCAUCAACAGGACCCCAAGUCAAGAGGUCAUAUCUAUCAUAAAUGCUCUGUGUAGUGAUGUGAAGAACACUAUUUUUAUUGUAAGUGGUAGAGGAAGGGAAAGUUUAGGCAAGUGGUUCUCUCCUUGCAAGAAGCUUGGAAUUGCUGCUGAACAUGGCUUUUUCAUGAGAUGGUCUGUCGACGAGCACUGGGAGACUUGUGGACAGAGUAGUGAUUUCGGAUGGAUUCAAAUAGCUGAGCCUGUCAUGAAGUUGUAUACAGAAUCAACAGAUGGCUCUUCUAUUGAGACCAAGGAGAGUGCCCUAGUCUGGCAUCAUAGGGAUGCUGAUCCAGGUUUUGGAGCCAGCCAGGCCAAGGAGAUGUUGGAUCAUUUAGAAAGCGUGCUAGCAAAUGAGCCUGUUGCUGUGAAAAGUGGUCAGUUUAUUGUGGAAGUAAAGCCACAGGGAAUCAGUAAAGGUUGCGUUGCAGAAAAGAUCUUUACAUCAAUGGCUGAAAGUGGAAGGCAGGCCGAUUUUGUAUUGUGCGUUGGUGAUGACAGAUCAGAUGAGGACAUGUUUGAGAUCAUUGGCAAUGCAAUAACAAGCGGUGUUCUUUCCUCAAGUACAUCAGUUUUUGCCUGUACUGUUGGACAAAAACCAAGCAAAGCCAAGUACUAUUUGGAUGACACAACUGAUGUCAUAAACAUGCUUGAAGCUCUUGCAGAUGCUUCAGAUUCAGCACCCUCUCCAGGAAGUUCCCCUUGGAAUCAACCUUUGCAGCUUAAUGAAAUUGCAGCUUCCUAAGCAAUCUGGGAAGUAUACCAUACUGGCCUGUAAUUGAAGGUGACAAUCAUUUUGUGCUCUUGUUGCAAGUGACUGUGGAAGGUACAUUGUUUGGCCUGCAGGUUGAUUAUUGUGGCCAAUUGAGAAAUGUUAAGUGAGCUUGGAUUUUGUCUUGUGACAUAAACAGUGAAUUCAACAGUUUGAAACUUGAUUGUCGCCUUGGGAAUGACCAAAUUGUUCUCACGAGCUAAGAGGGGUUAGCGAGAUACACUGGAUUUAUACAUGGAGACUGACUUGGGGUUGUAACAAAUACCAAAAUAAACUUGCAUGUAAACGCCACCUUUGUAGCAUCACUUAUAUCAUGUGGCGGCAUGAAAAUGAAGUUGUAUUCUUGCCUGGAAGUAAUUCAGAUGGUGGGAAGUUGAAGGUUGGGGUGCAAGCAUAAGCCGGUUUCAGCUGGUUGUAAGUUACCCUGUCAAGCAAAUGAUAUACUGGUACUAAUUUUUUCUUUUAAACUUGAGAAUUUUUUUUCCUUUAAUUUCUUUUUAAACUUUGAUCAAUUCCUUUUCUAGUUGAAUCUGUAAAUCUAUACUAAAAUUGGCAAUUUAGUUUGUGUUUGCAUCCAUUGACUGAACAAUUGUACUGUCAUAUUUCUUAGUUCAAAUUUUUUGAAUUCCCAA
Molecule: messenger RNA, 3637 nt
Organism: Hevea brasiliensis (rubber tree)
Lineage: Eukaryota; Viridiplantae; Streptophyta; Magnoliopsida; Malpighiales; Euphorbiaceae
Product: probable alpha,alpha-trehalose-phosphate synthase [UDP-forming] 7
Exons: 4
Coding region: 378-2978 (866 amino acids)
Biological process (GO): trehalose biosynthetic process
Cellular component (GO): cytosol
Molecular function (GO): catalytic activity
Source: RefSeq, a predicted model, not a curated record